UGACUGUUGAAUGUGUUUCCUCUCGAAACAACAUUAGAAAGUUUUAUGGUCUGCAUUUAAUUCAAAGUGUUAAUUAUAAGUUAUUCAUUAUGAGCAGCUAGCAGAGUGAGGGCAGUAUGCUAGAACGUGUGGUAAAACGCACAUCACCAGGAACGCAAAGGAGCGCAGAGGCACAACAGCAGUGGUGGUGGAACCAUGGGGGAACCAUGAAUCUCAUUAGAGGAAUUAGAGAUUAAUGAUUCUGUCCUGUCACAGGGCAGCCAUCGGCCCCAUUGCCUACGGUGUGACACACAGCACGUCAACAGGCUUUCUGGAACAGCUUACAGGGUUGAGAGGGGUAACUGCCAGCAGAACAUGGGUUGUCUUAUGGGAUGCAGGAGAUGAGCAUCUUGUGAUUGUAUAGGGCUUCUUACAGAUGCUUAAGGGAGGGAGCAAAGGAAGGGUUUGCAGAGCAACAGCUAUGGGAAAAUAGAUGGAAAAGAGGAUAAAAAGGCCCAGUCACGUGCGAACAAACACUGGUCAGUGUGUUUGUCUGGUCACACUCUAUGCCAGAUUUCUGUGGCCUAUUCCCUUUUCUCAUGAAGCUCCAUAUCUAACUGUUCUCCUGGAAGAUGGGACUCUGUGUUCAUAUGUGCGUAUUGAAGUCUCAGUGCAAGCAACAGGAGUGGUACCAUAAGCUGUAGGGACCUGUGUGACUGGAGAGAGAGAGAGCGAGAGGGUCUAAGAGCCACCAGCUGGGUUGGGGACCUGGAGAGAGCAGAGUGUGUGCAUGUUGGCAGGUCUGUCAGUGUGUGAUUGCUGGUGAGCAUUGGGCUGGUGAGUAGGACAAGGGAUCUGGGGCCAAGUAUGGGUGCAGCUGGGUGUGGGCACAAUGCUAGUGAGAUGAGAGGAUCUCUGAGCUGGCAGUGAGAGAGAUCAGGAGAGAAUGUGAGGUUUGGGAAUUGUUUUGGAGGCCCAUUGGUGCAUGUGUGUGAGAGAGGUGAAUGGAUACAAAGGGAUCCAGUGGCUGGGUACUGGGUAGGCUGAGCAUCUGAGGCCGUUUGGUGGGGGAUCUGUGGUGCACCCGUGGGGAGCUGGCACUGUGAGUCUGGAUAAAGGCUGAACCAGCAAUGGGAGGGGGUCUCUGGGGAGACCGACACUUCCUGGGUAGAUUGAGUAGGUAAGGCCGUUUCCUGUAGAGAUGUGUGUACGCCUGCAUUUAGCACUCACAGACUUUCGUUCCGCUUGGCCAGAGAAGGGAACAGCAGGAGGUGUGUGUGCAUGUGUGCAGUCCAGCCUCAGCCUUGCUGCUGCCGGUACCUGGGACAAGGAGCUGCAGCACCCUUGGGCUGCCUGGUCCAGCAGCACCCAACAGGUGAAAGUUACUCUUUCUGCAAGUUGAGGAUGCAGGAAUCUUUGGUUCUCAGAGCAUAAAUUUGAAGCCCAAUCUACAAGGACUGCUAAGUUGUGAUAGAGUUUUAAAACAUUUGUCAUGUUGGCUGAUGUGAAUAAGGCUACUUACAUGAGCGUGUAAGUAGAUAAAGAGAUUUGUUUAAGCUGUCAUGAUGUAGUAAUGGAGCACAAGCGUAAGCUUAUCGUUAUAGUUUUUUUUUUCUUUCUUUUGAAAUUGCAUCUCUUUUUGAAGUCAAGAGGAGUGAAGAUAGAAGCAGGAAUAAAAAUGGGGAUCUUUUAGUGACCUAGUAUGUUCUGCGCUUAUCUUUUCCCUCUCCAUGUAUCUCGCCCCUGAAUAAGUCCUUUUUUGGAAAGGAGUGGUAACAAGGAAGUCUGAGUGGGAGUGCUUGUCAUCAUAAGAACUGCUGUCACUUUCAGUUACUCCUGCUGGCAAGUUAAAAGAUGCUACAUGUGUCAAAUAUCAACAUACUAUUAAAAAACAAAAGUACUGUCCUGUUUGCAGUUGGAGUUUAUGAACGUAUGGGUAUGUAUGUGUGUGUGUCGUGGUCCAGUUUGUUCAUAUGAAAUUGACAGGUGAUGAGCAGAUUAUUUUAAAUUGAAAACUGUAUAAUAAUAUUGAUAAUAAUAUCAUCAUAAUAAUAUUGAACAGUGGAACAACUUUUUUCUACUAGAAACUUCUGCAGCUACUUUGUGUGCAUCCGUGGAUUAUUUUCCCCCCUUUUAAACAUGCUGAAGAACGGCAUUGUUUUAUCCUGGCGCUCUCCCUUUGCACAUUACCUGUUCUGAAGAGACCUUUGUGGUGAUACGUGGGACAAGUUAAAGCACAAAAAGAUAUUUGUAGUGCAUGUAUUACCUUCGGGAAAUGGCCUCUUCUAAGUCUUUGAUGAACCUUCUGACCUUCAGUUUUGGAUCUGCGAUAGGAUUUUUUCUAUGCUAUCUCCUGUUUAGCAUGAUACUAGAAGAACAGGUUGAGACCCAACCUCGUAUUCUUCACAAUGAUCCACAUGGUCAACACUCAGAAGAUACUGAUAAUAAUCAGUUGCAAGGACAAAUGAAUUUCAAUGCGGAUUCUGGACAGCAUAGAGAUGAGAAUAAAAAUGUUGCAGAUGGACUCUAUCAGAAGGUGAAAAUACUUUGUUGGGUCAUGACUGGACCUCAAAAUCUAGAGAAGAAAGCCAGACAUGUUAAAGCCACCUGGGCCCAACGUUGCAAUAAGAUACUUUUUAUGAGCUCUGAGGAAAAUAAAGACUUCCCAACGGUGGGCCUAGAAACCAAAGAAGGAAGGGACCAACUUUACUGGAAGACUAUAAAAGCUUUUCAGUAUGUGUAUGAGCAUUAUUUUGAUGAUGCUGAUUGGUUCAUGAAAGCAGAUGAUGAUACGUAUGUUAUAUUGGACAAUUUAAGAUGGCUUCUUUCAAAAUACAGUCCCGAACAACCAAUAUACUUUGGAAGAAGGUUUAAGCCUUAUGUGAAACAGGGCUACAUGAGUGGAGGAGCGGGGUAUGUUCUAAGCAAAGAAGCUCUGAAAAGAUUUGUUACUGCUUUUAAAACCAACAAAUGCUCUCAUAGUUCCUCUAUUGAAGACCUAGCACUAGGAAAGUGCAUGGAGAUCAUUAAUGUACAAGCAGGAGAUUCUAGGGAUACCAAUGGUAGGGAAACCUUUCAUCCCUUUGUUCCAGAACAUCUCUUAAUCAGAGGAUACCUGCCAAAAACAUUCUGGUACUGGAAUUACAAUUAUUACCCUGCUGUAGAGGGUCCUGGAUGCUGUUCCGACCUUGCAGUUUCAUUUCACUAUGUUGAUUCCAUGACUAUGUAUCACUUGGAGUAUUUGGUUUAUCAUCUCCGUCCAUAUGGGUAUUCGUAUCGGUACAAUCCUGAUUCGGCAAAGAGUCUAGAGGAGCAGAACAAAAAUGAAGCGCAAGAGGAUAAUCCAAAGCUAAAGCAAAAAACUUCUGAGAAUUAAUUGGACUUUGAAGGAAACCGAAGGAAGGCAGUACGGCGAACAAGAGUCUUCUCAAACUCCUGCAUGAAGCUUGUGGACUAGGAUUAUUCCUGGUGAUUCUUAUUUCAAAAAUCACAUGUUGGCAGUGCUACCAGUCAGUGUCUGUGCACAAGAGUCCAGCGUAGGCUCUGGCUGUUUGGGAUAGUGUGACAUUGCAGCCCUACUUACAAAGAUUUGGGGCCCUAGAACUGUGAAGUAGGAGGAGGUUCUGGUACACUAGUCCCUAGAAGAACUCAAAGCAUAGUGGACAGAUUCAAAGAUAAUCAUACAGUAUUUCUUUUUUUUCUUUUCCCUUCCAAUGUUCUGUUAGGUGAGUUCUUAUACUAGAAACCUGAUGUAACACGAAUGCUUCAUGAUGUUUUUCUCCAGUAUUCUCAGUAUUCCGAAGUUCCUGUGUGCAUGUUGCCCUAUAAGGAAGUGAGAAGAGUGAAAAAUAGAGCCUCAAAUCUGCUUUGCCUUAAUGACAGACUGGUUGAUAGGAACAGAGACGCAUCUCAGUGCUUAUUUUCUGAAUUAUUUCAGAAAUCAAAUUCACUGCUAUGAAUUAUUUACAAUUUUUUACUGUAAGUCUCUAUUGUGCAGAACAAUCUGAAGUUAGAUCACUGCUGUCUUAGGGAGAAAUCCAGGGAUAGUUGUUACUGUUCAGAUUCCUGAGGUGAUGUGAGGAGACUGUUUGCCCAUGGCUUUUUUUUUUUUUUUUUUUUUUAAAUCAAGUUACCACUUGCUUAAAUGGAUACAUACAUUCAUCUCAGAACUUGGUAAGAUAAAGAUGCAUUUUCAUAUGAAAGCUCUCCUCCUCCGUGACAUUUUCUCUGUAAAUCAGAAAGGUUAGUAUGUUAACAAAGUUACGGUGGCAUAUGAUAAUUUGGUUUCAGCCAGUGCUGGAAUUAGUUCAUUUCUAUUUAAUUUCCCAUCACUGUACUUUGAGAUUAUGAAGCUACCUUAUUCAUUAGAAUUUUACAGAUACAAACACGUACUGUUUUAAAACAGCAACAAAGCUGAUUUGACUGCUUGGCUUAAAGCACUUCAUUUCCCUUUUCUGAACUUUUUUUUCCUCCUUUCCUAAAAUUUCUUCUGCAUUUGUUUCUUGUUGCUUUUUUCAGAACAAAGUGUUAGAUGAUCCCCGUGUCGCUCUUGUGAAGCUGAAGUAUAUAGUUAUUCAGGUAACCCAGCCUGAAUGCAGGUAUCUUUCAAAGUGCAUUAAUCUCUCCACUACUUUAUGAGCGUCUCUGCCUCUUAACUGAAAACACUUCCUUGGUGUGGAACAAAACGGUUUUAAUUACUGAAGAAUUUUCAGAAGUCAAGUGUGUGUUUUACAUCUACAACACAAAACUUCGUGGUUUUCACUUUUUCAAAUUCAGUUAAUAGUGCGGUUUGGUUCAGGGGCUGGGGUUAAGCUUGACAUGCCUUUAUUCCACACUUGAACAAAAUUUCUUUGUCUUUUUAGCGUUUUUCACCUUCAUCAUAUUGAUGAAUUUGGACAUAACCUAAUUACCUCCAGUCAUUGCUUUGGAAAGGGCACAUACCGAUAGCAGACAGCCUUAUUUACUACUGCUGUCCUUCAGGGUGUUCCUGGGAGAGGACGUUACCAUAAAGUACUGGAAUUUUCUUUUUCCAAAGAUAGUUCUCGCACAGAUUGGGGUUCUGUCUGUGGUCCAGUCGUAAGGUCGUGACUUCUUUUCUGAUCAUUGCUCUGCAGCAUAGUGACGAUUACUGAAAUAUGUGGAAUUGAAAUAUUAUGUGUAAUGUCUUUGCCUGAAUAUAGGUUAGGUUUGUAUGUUACAUCUGUUGAUCUUUCAUGAGAAAGGUUCUCUGCAAUACUGAAAGAGAUGAGCUUUAUUUUAUCUUAACUGACUGAAGCAGAAAAUUCUAACUGUAUUUGAUUAGAAAAAGGAAAAAGCCUCCAGUUUGCUCUAGACAUAGGGGUGCUUGUCCAGAGAAUGUGUGAUACCUUGUUUUAGUUAGAUGCUUCCUUCUGUGAGCUGAGUGUUUAUCCCGCGUGCCACACAAACAAGAAGACUGUGAAAUCCAAAUGCUGUUGAUAACUCUGGUGGCACUGUUCAAACUUGCAGUUAAAAGUUCUGGAAUACAUAAAGAAACUAUAGAAUGAAAUCAAGAUCCCAACGUUAAUCUCUUUGCCUUUGCUCAGUGGCAGUUCUGACGAUUGUGUGGGCUGAGCAGAGCAGGGCAGGGCCUCGGGUGGAAUGGAGAAAUAAGGAAGCGAGCAGCACGUAUCUGCAAGUUCCAUUUCUUUAGAGAGCGAGGCUAAGAACAUAACUGCCUUGCAACAAGUAGGCGGCCUGUCCAGAGAAGUAAGAGCAGCCUGCUCUUCCAACACUCGUUCUGGCUUUGUUUUGAAGUGUUCUUGCUCCCAGGCCUCUAAUUUUAUUUCUUUUGCCUUUCUGGCAGCACUGCAAAGAAAUACAAAUACUGUUUUCCUGUCAGUAUCCAAACAGGCUGGAAAAAGUAUUGAUUUGACAUUCUAAUAGAGGGCUGUUGCUCUCUGUUAAAUUGUAUUGCAGCAAUGAGCUGGUACCUCCUGAAGCAAUUAGUUUGCAUCUCACUCUUUGAAAGCUUAAGUGGACAAGAUUGGAAUUUGAGCAGUUAGUAUAACUUUCACAUAACAUCCUACAGAGCCGUUGGGAGUUUACAGUUUCACUCUCAGGUCCUCGUGCUUUGACAAAGUAUUUACUGAGUAUUUCUGUAGCCCUGGCAGGCUGCUUGGCAGGUGGAUUCGCCCUCCCGAAGCACAGAAGCACAGUUUCUUCAGCUAUUUAGAGUAUUGUGCUUUCUCUCUCUCAGAUUUCUUAAUUGUAUAAAAUGCAGAAACUUUCAUUGACAUGGUUGUGAUUAAAAUGAUGCAUCUAAGAUUUUUGAGCUAGUUUUCUUGAAAUCAGGAAGCAGCAGGCUUUUCUUAAACGGUUGUUCGCCCCUGGAUAAGAGAAUGUUACUUAGCGUGAGGCAGUAACAUAUGAACCCUGCAGUAAGUGUGUUUUAGCUCUCAAGAAAUGAGAGUGCCAAGCGGAGUUUCUAAUUGGAGGACAGUGUUACAUUUCGCUUGCAGAAAAAGACCAAAUUUAAUCUUUCACUUUGAGUUCAUUUGUGCAGUCCUCAUUGGACUUAGUUAAGGAGUUAGGCAGUGGUGGCGUGAGCACGGUCUCUCAUUCUGUGGAAGGUCUUUCCCCAAUGUCUUUCGCCUUUAAGGACACUUUCUUUGUUUUGCUUUGUUGGAGGUAUGUAACAAAAUCACUUCUUCUUUACAGAUUACUGCUUGUUCUGUUGUGUUUGCGGAGCGUGUGUUUCAGUGAGUAGCUGGUACACCUGUAGUGCACAGUUUGCUACCUGAGAAGGGCUUCUGUCUUUGUACAACUGAGAAAAUUGGGGCUUAUUUCCCUGGUGUCCCUGCUCCUGCUGCUAAUAGCGCACACACAGGUGGACGUAGCUCCUUCAAUACGGCGCAACGUGGGAAGGCUGUUCUGGCCUUUUGCUGACCAGAAAAACUUCUGUGGGAUUCCAAAGGUGUAAUUUGCUUUAGUUUACCAUACUGUAUUUAAAAUACUCCAGAAAUGUUGUUAAUGCUCUUAAAAAAAAAAAUAAAAUGAAUAUUGCUGCUGGACAGUAUAUUCCACUUAAAACCUGUGAAUGUUUCAUUUUGCAGUUAUAGGUCGUUGUGUCCCUGCUGACAGGUGUGAGUUGGUGACUUGUCUGGACUGACCCCUGUAAGAUUUGUUUCUGAAAUACCUUCUUUGAAGUGCCUUUGACCAAUUUUUAGCAUCAAAAUUAAGUUUGGAAUUGAAUAAAUGAAAUAAGUUAUCUCACA
Numida meleagris (helmeted guineafowl) is the source of this 7214-nucleotide messenger RNA. It is a transcript of the gene C1GALT1, whose product is annotated as core 1 synthase, glycoprotein-N-acetylgalactosamine 3-beta-galactosyltransferase 1. NCBI's taxonomy places the organism in Eukaryota, Metazoa, Chordata, Aves, Galliformes, Numididae. The transcript is spliced from 4 exons. Gene Ontology annotation, cellular component: membrane. Bases 2237 to 3355 code for a protein of 372 amino acids. The record is from RefSeq and is a predicted model, not a curated record. Gene Ontology annotation, molecular function: N-acetylgalactosaminide beta-1,3-galactosyltransferase activity.